Phascolarctos cinereus (koala) is the source of this 1024-nucleotide messenger RNA. Its product is annotated as kin of IRRE-like protein 3. Gene Ontology annotation, biological process: cell-cell adhesion; synapse assembly. The record is from RefSeq and is a predicted model, not a curated record. Gene Ontology annotation, molecular function: cell adhesion molecule binding. Lineage: Eukaryota; Metazoa; Chordata; Mammalia; Diprotodontia; Phascolarctidae. Gene Ontology annotation, cellular component: cell-cell junction; plasma membrane.
GCUGGUCCUCAGCCCAGAGGGCUGGGGCCAGUUAUCUCUGCGCUGGAGCCUGUCCCCGCUCACUCCUCCAUCAGGUGGAGCAGCUCUACACUCUACUUAGCUGCUCUGCUCUGCUCCGCUCUCCUCUCCUUCCCUCUCCCAUUCAGUCCGAAGGAGGGAGAUGAGCGCAGAGCACCUGGAAGCGCCAAAGAGGUCUAAUCCAGAGCACGCAGAAGCCUCAGUGAAAGGAGCUGCUGUCACUCAGUCACUCACACCCUCUCUCUCCCUCACUCACUGCUGUGGGAGGAGCCCUGCUGGAGGAAGCUGUAUGACUGAUGCUGAGAGGCUGAGAAUGGAUCUGCAAGGAGUGUGUACGUUACUGAGGAACCAGGUUUCCAGAGGCGGCUGAAAAAGGCUACUCGACUUCUGCUGGCUGCAAGAAUAUAGACACAGACUAAGACAGACGGACAGGCGGACAGGCGGACAGAUGAUCUCGGAGCUCGGGAAAGGACACGCAGCAGAGACAGAGGAGACUAGAGAGCCCGCGAAGAAGAGAAACUAACUGCAAACCUAAGUUCCUCCUCCGGCUUUCAUCUCGGUUCGCUCUAAGGAAUGAAACCUUUCCAGCUUGAUCUGCUCUUCGUCUGCUUCUUCCUUUUCAGCCAAGAACUUGGGCUCCAGAAGAGAGGAUGCUGUCUGGUGCUGGGGUACAUGUCCAAGGAAAAGUUCCGGAGGAUGAAUGAAGGCCAAGUAUACUCCUUCAGCCAGCAGCCCCAAGACCAAGUGGUGGUGUCAGGACAGCCAGUGACCCUGCUCUGUGCCAUCCCAGAAUAUGAUGGCUUUGUCCUCUGGAUCAAAGAUGGCCUGGCACUGGGUGUAGGCCGGGAUCUCUCACGUUACCCUCAGUACCUAGUGGUAGGAAACCACUUGUCUGGGGAGCAUCAUCUGAAGAUUCUUCGGGCAGAGCUGCAAGAUGAUGCUGUAUAUGAAUGCCAGGCCAUCCAGGCGGCCAUCCGGUCACGCCCAGCCCGCCUCACUGUUCUUG